This is a messenger RNA of Torulaspora globosa, 1749 nucleotides long. RefSeq names its product Ssp1p (gene SSP1). The transcript has a single exon. The record is from RefSeq and is a predicted model, not a curated record. Lineage: Eukaryota; Fungi; Ascomycota; Saccharomycetes; Saccharomycetales; Saccharomycetaceae. The coding region runs from base 1 to 1749 and encodes 582 amino acids.
AUGGAUCGUUGGAGUAACAUGCAAGUACAUGGGUACGGGCAAAUCAUAGACCCACCGCCAGAUCUACCAUUGCAUCCGCUGGCAGCCUUCCCUCAAUCUAGAGAGCUACACCGUAAAAAACUGGUAAACAAGCUGAAGGGAUGGUUUUCUGGUCAGCGCAACGACGAGUUGAGCUUUUUCCCUGAGCAUUAUCCCCAUGGGUGGCAUGGUUUGAAAGGCGACAAUGCGGACAGACAUGCAGAAGUCAGCUCCGAGGAGGGGAGUGAUUAUACUGAGCCUUCUACAUCUUCCGCUCAGUCACAGCAUGAUAAUCCAUAUCCCGCUCAUGAUAGUGCCAAGACAUUUCUUACCGGCAACAACAUUAAUGCGAAUAACAUACCGCAGUUCCCGACAAAAGAGGGCGAGAAGCAGUUGACGAGAAAAGGCUCCAUGCCUGAACUUAGACCCCAAUUAAGUCUUGCAACAACUUUGAAAAGACGACCCAUGUCCCUAGUGGUAAGCGAGCCACCAAAAUUAAGCAGCUUCACUGGUGCAGCAUUACAGUCAGGUAAUAUCACUGUUCGUAAAAUUAUCAAGAGGUUGAAUUCUAUCGGAAACAAGAAGCAGGAAUGUUCAAAACUUAUUCACAAGUUUCUAAAAGACUUAGCAAUUUGGGGGCAGAAGACAUCGGUAGAGAACAUAGAGUCACAAGCAUUGGUAGAGGAGCUGGAAGAGCUUUUCCAACAAGAUAUGCUACUAGAGCAGAAAAUAGCUGAGAAAAUCAAGGUUCUAACAAGAGAGCUUGAGUUCGUUGGAAGAAGAGAGAGACAGUUGUCAGACGAAAAGAAGACUCUGCUGGCCGCACUCAAGAAAUAUGAGAACUCUAAGGAAAUUAAAGGCGAAUUCGACGAAGAAACAAAUUUAUUUAAGGAGCGGGUCAUGGCCCACCAAAAAUCCUUCGAGACUUACCACUCAAAUUACCAGUAUGCCGUGUCUGUAGGUGCAAGACAACUUUUUAAAGAGGUUGCCAUAGAGUACUAUGAAAGAGCCUCGGAUUUGAAAGAACAUAGCGGUAAUUAUCUGCAGACUGCACUCAAGACCUUGGAAACCACACACCAAAAUGAAAUUUUCCUCAAAGAUUUGGAGAGAUUGAGGAUGUUGAGGGCUGAGAGGAACUGGGUUAAAUUAAAACCAGAGCAAAAAAGUGAUCCUCAAAGUUGGAUAAAUUUGGUCAGUGGCAAGCAGGAUUUUGAUGACACUCUGAUGAAAAAGGUUUACGAAGGUUUGCCUGUCGCUUAUACACCGAUGCCAAAGGCCUCACCCAAGAAAGCACCACAGUUGGAUUUUAAAACGGGUUUGGAGGAAAGCUUCUCGGAUAUCCAAAGCGAUAGAUUCAAUCCCAUAACGAGUAAUGAGUUUUUCUCUGGCAAGUUAACAGUCAAAAAUAAUGGAGCUGAAAACGAAUCACUUUACGAGACUGUCAAGGUUGAUAGAGCCGAAGAGAAUAAUGAAGACACCGUACCAAGAAGUUUGAACCCUAAUGUCCUAAAUCGAGCUAGUAAUAUAAAUGUUACUGCGGGACCAACACUCAAACGUAACUCUAGACAUAGCACUUUGGGGAACUUGGAGGCUGCAGAUAAAGAGCCAAAAAAAAAUGAAGUGGAGAGGCCCGAUGAUGGUUUCAUUUUGAACUUUGGGCAGUUCUCGAGACAGUUUCUCGAUGCUGAGCGGCAUCUGGAGGAGAAUCGAUGGACCGAGGCAUCUGGAUAG